AUGCGAGGCCACGAUUGGAUCAACAACUCGCUUCCCGACGAGUUAAUCGUAGAAAUCUUCUCCCAUCUCCAAUCCAAGUCCACGCGCGACGCCUGCUCCCUCGUUUGCCGCCGCUGGUUCCGCCUCGAGAGACGAACCCGAACGACCCUCCGCAUCGGCGCCACCCACCUCUUCCUCGACCUCCUCCCCGCCCGCUUCUCCAGUCUCAGAAACCUCUACAUCGACGAACGCCUCUCCAUUCCCCUCCACCUUGGAAGAAGGCGACCCACCGAUGAAGAUGGCGAUCUCGAGUCCGUCUGUUUAUCCGAUACUGGUUUGUCGUCUCUCGGCGAAGGCUUCCCCAAACUUCACAGAUUGGGCUUAAUCUGGUGUUCUAACGUCUCUAGCAAUGGCUUGGCAUCCCUAGCUCGGAAAUGCACUUCUCUCAAAGCCUUGGACUUACAAGGUUGUUAUGUUGGGGAUCAAGGUCUGGCUGCUGUUGGACAGUGUUGCAAACAUCUUGAAGAUUUGAAUCUGCGGUUCUGCGAAGGCUUGACUGAUUCGGGUUUGGUUGAGUUAGCAGUAGGUGUGGGAAAAUCUUUGAAAUCUCUUGGUGUGGCGGCUUGUGCCAAGAUAACUGAUAUCUCAAUGGAGGCUGUAGGAUCAAACUGCAGGUCGCUUGAGACCCUGUCCUUGGAUUCUGAGUUCAUCCACAAUAGAGGGCUGGUUGCUGUGGCUCAGGGAUGCCCAACUUUGAAGGUUCUGAAGCUCCAAUGUAUUAAUGUCACCGACGAUGCUUUGAAAGCUGUAGGCACUAGCUGUCUGUCUCUCGAGUUAUUGGCACUAUAUAGUUUUCAGAGAUUUACUGAUAAGGGGUUGCGUGCUAUUGGGAAUGGAUGUAAGAAGUUAAAGAAUUUGACUUUAAUUGAUUGCUAUUUCUUAAGCGACAAGGGUUUGGAAGCAAUUGCUACUGGUUGCAAGGAACUUACACAUCUUGAAGUCAAUGGAUGUCACAACAUUGGAACUUUGGGGAUAGAAUACAUUGGGAGAUCUUGCCAAAUCAUAGUGUCUGUCAUGUGCAAGAUUGAUGGCAGCAUCAACCUUCUUGCAUAUCAAGAUUCUGGUCUAGUAGCCUUGGACAGUGAGGCUCUCGAUACCACUGAUAUAGGAUUUAGGUAUCUCACCGAGUUAGCAUUGCUUUACUGCCAUAGAAUAGGUGAUGUUAGCCUUCUUGAGGUGGGGCAGGGGUGCAAAUUCUUGCAACUUCUUCAUCUGGUAGAUUGCUCAAGCAUUGGAGAUGAUGCCAUGUGUAGUAUAGCUAGUGGCUGCCGGAAUCUAAAGAAACUUCAUAUUCGUCGAUGUUACAAGAUUGGGAACAAGGGAAUCAUUUCUGUUGGCAAGCAUUGUACAUCUCUAACAGAUCUUAGCAUUCGAUUCUGCGACAGGGUGGGGGAUGGGGCCCUUACUGCAAUAGCUGAGGGUUGUUCCCUUCAUUCUCUGAAUGUUAGCGGUUGUCAUCAAAUUGGAGACGCCGGAAUGAUAGCCAUUGCAAGGGGCUGUCCUCAACUCUAUUAUUUAGAUGUUAGUGUCCUGCAGAAUCUGGGCGAUAUGGCAUUGGCUGAGUUGGGUGAACACUGCUCAUUGCUUAAAGAAAUAGUGGUUUCACACUGCCGUCAAAUAACUGAUGUUGGCCUGACGCAUCUUGUGAAAAGUUGCUCAAUGCUGGAGUCUUGUCAAAUGGUUUAUUGCUCUGGUAUAACUUCAGCUGGAGUGGCCACCGUUGUUUCUAGCUGUCCUAACAUAAAGAAAGUCCUGGUUGAGAAGUGGAAGGUUAGCCAACGGACAAAACGACGAGCAGGGUCUGUAAUUGCCUACUUGUGCGUGGACCUUUAG
Messenger RNA from Sphenostylis stenocarpa, 1872 nucleotides. Lineage: Eukaryota; Viridiplantae; Streptophyta; Magnoliopsida; Fabales; Fabaceae. The record is from the annotation of a GenBank genome assembly.